UUUCUGGCUGAACGUCUUUAAGGAUCAGAUGCUUCCUGCCGUGAGCCGCGUCGGAGGAAGGUGAUUUAGAAAAGAAAGCAGCGAUGACUCCGGAGCAGAGCUGAUACUGAAAAAGGUCCUUUGUGAGGCUGGUUGGAGUAAAUUCCAGGCUAUCCCUGCUGCCCUGAAGUUUGAACCACAGUUGAUCCAUAAUGUUUGGAAACAACCGUCCUUUCUCCUACUCCCCGGGGGGUUUCUCUUCGGAGGACUUCCCUCAGAGGCGAGCUUUUAACCAGGAUGAGCCCAGAGAAUCGCUGCUGCAGAGAAACAGCAUGUCGAGACCCAGUAGCAGAUCCAUAUACAAGCAGAGAAAGGAAUACGCCGAGUCGCUCAACAAAAACCCAGACACCUUUCAAGUCAGAGUGGAGCAUCUGUUCAUCUGUGAGGUGGAUGGCCAGGAGGUGAGAACAGAAGAAGACUGCGUGGCCAAGCUCAAGCAGCUGGAUGGCAAAAGUCGCCUUUGGCCUCAAGAGAUGAUCUUAAUGAUAAAGGGAGCCUAUCUGUUGCUCUGUGACAUUGAGACCAAGGCAGAGUUGGAUACGAUACCUCUGAUGAGCAUCAUGCAUACCAGUGCAGUGCUGGACAACAGCGUCUACGACUCUCUGCUGAUAGUAACCGUGAAGGAACCCAGCAAGCGCAACCCUCAGAACUUCAUGUUCCAGUGUGAGGAGACUGGGGCGGAUAUCAUUAAGGCCGAUCUGGACAAGGCACUGCAGAGAGGAGCGACUGAUCCGGACCCACGCAGAAUGGCCCCUGACAUGAGAUGGCAAAACCCAGGAAGCUUCCGGCAGAGCGGGCCCCGUCCUGUGCAGCAGGAGGACAUCCUGCCCACUCCGGAUUACAUGGCCCCACAGUGGAAUACCAGGCAGCCAGAUCACAUGCCUGACACACGUUCCUAUUCUCCCCAAGAAGAGAUGUCGCAUUAUUCUGAUAUUCAUGAAUCAGAUGUGGCUUUUCAUCCAGCAGAGGUGGAGAGGAACUUGGACAUUUUUAACCACGUUUUAACUGAUAUUGAGAUCUUCACCGACAAAGUAGCAAACGUUGUACUUGCGCCUCCGGAGAAACCCGAAAAGGACAAGAAGAAGCGGAUGUCUAAGAAGAAAAAAUCCAAAUCAAAUGCACCACCGGCCAAUCUGCCACACUGGGAGGAAUAUGCCGCGUAUCUUCAAAAAAUUAAAUAUGGAUUCAAUCUGCUGGGCCAGCUGGAGGGAGCUCUGACCGACCCCAGCGCUGUUCAAUAUGUGCAUAUCUUCUUCUCUUCAAUGAGCAAUAUAGUUCCUCUGUAUCCCCAAGAUCUGCCUCAGACAAUCAUCUCCCCCCUGCUGACUCUGGAGGCCGUGCAGCUGCUCCAUCAGGCGGUGAGCCCAGAGGAGAAAAACCUGUGGUUGAUGCUGGGCGAUUGCUGGGCCAUACCCAGGUCUGCCUGGCCGGAGGAUCAUAUCGAACCUUACAUCCCGGUGUUUUAUGACGGCUGGCAGCCUCCUGCACCCGUCCACCUGCCUCCUGUGCCUAAUCGGGGCAGGAGUCCACUGAGCAGAAGCAACAGCCAGCGCUUUCCUCCCGGCGGACCUGAAGGGCAAAUGAACGAUCAGAACUUCUCACCCCGAGCCGUGCUUCGGGGGCCCGAGGAGCCUGUGUCCAAUGGUCCAAUGAGCUCACUGCCAGGUCCAUACCCAACCGAGCCACCGCUCUACAUGCGCAUCAUGUACAACUUCUCAGCAAGGAACAACCAGGAGCUGACCGUCAUGCAGGGAGAGGUGGUUCAGGUGGUUCAGAAAUCAAGGCAAUGGUGGCUAGUUAGAAACUCUCGCAACGAGGAGGGCAGAAUUCCUCAAAACAUUUUGGAGCCAAUUGAGAGCGACAGAUCACCGGAUGAGCAGCAGUGGGACUCGCGUGGUCCCGUUACUCUCGACUACAACUCCAGUCCUGCUCAAGUGAGGGCAUGGCUCCAGCAGAGGAAUUUCAGCAGAAUCACCGUCUCCAGUCUUGGUGUCCUGACUGGAAGACAGCUUCUGGAAAUGUCCAAAGAGGAUAUCAGGACUGUUUGCCCAGAGGAAGCUGGAAAAGUGUUCUUCCACCUUCAAAGUGUUAAGUCAUCUGUUGCACUCUCCAGCGAGCCAUCACCGAUGUACAACAGCCGCUACUGACAACAAUUACAGCUGUGAUGCCUGAACAUCUGGACUUAACGGCAUUUCUGGGUCGAGACAAUCUGAUCACCCUCAGCUUCUACUGAACCUUGGCCCAUUGUUUAUUUCAUAAAGUGUGGCCUGUUUCUAUGUAUAUCUUAUUAAUAGCACUAAUCGGUCACUUGAAGUAAUCUUUAGUUAUUUUACGUGUUAAUUACAUAUUAAACCAAUCGGCACCACUGACUCCAGUUGUAUCCUGAGUCGUCCAUACACCUGUAUAAAUAUAUCUAAAAAUUCUGUACCACCUUUUUGAUUCAAUAAGUUAUUUUGUUUAUCCUUAAAAUGAUUUGCACAUGUGAUUUAUUGUAGAAAGUUUGAUGUAAAAAAAUGAAACCAGACUGAAGUGAGAUUCUGUUUAAUCUGUCAAAAAAUAACAAAGUGUUUUGAUUGAAAUUAAAAAUUUCAUUU
Messenger RNA from Fundulus heteroclitus (mummichog), 2633 nucleotides. RefSeq names its product EPS8-like 3b (gene eps8l3b). Gene Ontology annotation, cellular component: vesicle; plasma membrane; ruffle membrane. The coding region runs from base 192 to 2186 and encodes 664 amino acids. Gene Ontology annotation, molecular function: actin binding. NCBI's taxonomy places the organism in Eukaryota, Metazoa, Chordata, Actinopteri, Cyprinodontiformes, Fundulidae. Gene Ontology annotation, biological process: positive regulation of ruffle assembly; regulation of Rho protein signal transduction; Rho protein signal transduction. The record is from RefSeq and is a predicted model, not a curated record. The transcript has 20 exons.